This is a messenger RNA of Bathycoccus prasinos, 933 nucleotides long. RefSeq lists its product with no specific name. The record is from RefSeq and is a predicted model, not a curated record. The transcript has a single exon. Bases 1 to 933 code for a protein of 310 amino acids. Lineage: Eukaryota; Viridiplantae; Chlorophyta; Mamiellophyceae; Mamiellales; Bathycoccaceae. Gene Ontology annotation, molecular function: protein binding.
AUGGGGAAGCAGUUAUCUGGAGCGCAGAAGAGGAAGAAGAGGAAAGAGAAAGAAGAGCUCGCGAAGGAGGCCGUGGAGGAAAUGGAGCGUUUAAAGCUUGGACCGACGGAGUUGUGGACGGGAUUGGUGUUGCAUCACAAGGAUGUGUUUGUCUCGCAUGUGCUUCCGAAAUUGAAUAGGACAGAUCGGUGUUUCUUUUCGAGAGUGAAUAGAGAGAGUCGGGGUGUGCUUGAAUACGCCGGGGUAAACGUAUCGGAAUUAUGUUACAAUGUUGACGAAUGUUCAUCGAUUUCGACGUUGGAAUUGGCGUGGAAUCACUUUCCCUGGGCAGAGAAAGAUAACGAUGGAGACGUGGCAGAUCAAGCCUGGUUUUGCGAGGGAGUUGCUGCAACGAACAAACUCGAGUUUCUCAAGUGGGCGAGAGAAGUGAAACAGUGCCAGUGGGAUGAAAAGACGAUUACUGUGGCAGCACGUGAAGGCAAUCUCGAGAUGUUAAAGUACUGCUUCUCUAACGAUUGUCCAUGUGAUGAAAAAAAGGCGUGUAAACAUGCUGCUGCAGGAGGAAACCUCGACUGUCUUCGGUUUCUUUUCGACAAAGUGGAACCUUCGCGAGAUACGGAAAGAGAAGCGGCAAUACAAGCAACAUGCGGUGGUCACGUGGACAUCUUGAAAUAUUUCGUAGAAGAAAGAAAGAUAUCUUUCGAUGAUUUGAAGCUCGACUGCGUGGGAAACGCUACAACGUAUGGCCGACUCGAUUGCAUCAAAUACUUAGUCGAAGAGGCGAAAGUGCCUCUGAACGACUGGCGAUACAUCGCUUGGGCUCGGUAUCGCGAGCACCCCGACUGCCUCAACUACUUGCUCGAAAAAGGGUCUCCAGAACCAACGGACGAAGAAUACGCUCGACUUGUCAAACGAAUGAAAGAACGGCAGUAG